AUGGAAUUGAUGCAGCUGAAGCAAGGUUCCCUAUUUGUGGCGGACUACACAAGCAAGUUUGAGGAGCUUUGUAGGUUUUCUAGGGUAUGUCAGGGUGUCCCGGAGACGUAUGAGAGCUGGAAGUGUAUCAAGUACCAAAGGGGCUUGAAGGACAACAUAAUGACUGCUGUGGCUCCUAUGGAGAUCCGUACUUUUUCUGAUUUGGUGAACAAAGCAAGGGUGGUGGAGGAGUAUACCAAGACUGUAGCGGCAUCUAAGGAUACUCCUGCAGGGAACACUAGUAAGGGACGUGGCAAGUAUUUUCAUCCUAGGAGUCAAAGCUUCAAGAGGAGAGGAUAUGCGCCUCAAGGGCAAGGAGGCUUCAAAAAGAGCACUCAGGAUCAGUUUCAGCAUGGCAAAGGGAGAGGAAAUCAGAGUGGAUGUUUCAACUGUGGCUUGCCUGGUCAUAUUGCAAGGGAUUGCACUCGUGGGAGGAACCCGAAUGCGGGUCAGAGUCAGCAUCAAGGUCGAGUUUUUACUGUGAAUGCCAAGGAUGCUUCCAAGACGGAUCCGUUGAUGAGAGGUAUAUGUCUAAUUGGUGAUAAAUCCUUAAUUGCAUUGUAUGAUACUGGAGUUUCAUAUUCGUUUAUUUUGUUUGCUAAAGUUGAGGAACUAGGCUUGAAAGUGUCAGAGUUAGUAUUUGAAUUGCAUGUACAUACUCCGCAUCAGGCGGUUAUGACUAGGUCAGGGCAUAGGCAAGUAGGUUUCAAGCUUGAGGGUAGAGACUUCGUGUAUGAUUUGAUCUGUUUACCAAUGGUUGGGUUGGAGAUGAUAUUGGGGUUUGAUUGGUUGUCGAAGAAUCGAGUGUUGUUGGAUUGCUUUGAGCGGUCAUCAAUUCGGUUUGUGCCGGAAGGAGAAAAGGGAGCGGUGAUAGCUGAGGGCUACUACCUGAACUCUGUAAUGGUGCACUGUAGUGGAGAAGAGUGUCAGGGUUAUAUCUUGUUAACUGUUAAUGCGUUGGGUGAUGCCCAGAACUUGGAUCAAAUUUCGGUAGUUAGAGACUUUUCGGAGGUAUUCCCGGAAGAUAUCCCUGAGUUCCCACCUCAAAGGGAGAUUGAAUUUGUGAUUGAAUUGGUGCUGGGAGCCAGACCAGUGUCGAUUGUGCCGUAUAGAAUGGCUUCGAUAGAGCUGGCAGAAUUAAAGACUCAUGUGAAAGAGGAUGAUAUCCCUAAGGCUGCGUUUAGGACGCGCUAUGGACACUACGAGUUUGCGAAAUUCGUGGUGGUUUUCAUAGAUGACAUCUUGGUUUACUCUAAGACGGCGAAGGAGCAUGAGAAACACUUAAGGAUUGUGUUGCAAAUUUUAAAGGAGCGAAAGUUGUAUGCUAAGUUGUCCAAGUACAAAUUCUGGAAAGAGGAAGUGAAGUUCCUAGGUCACGUGGUGAGCAAAGGAGGAAUAGCAGUAGAUCCUUCGAAGGUAGAAGUAGUGAUGGACUGGGAAAGACCAACGACGGUGAUGGAAGUCAGAAGUUUCUUAGGUUUAGCCGGAUAUUACCGGAGAUUCAUUGAAGGAUUUUCCCGGAUUGCACUACCGAUGACUAAGUUGACAAGGAAGGAGGUCCCGUUUGUAUGGACGUCGGAGUGUGAAGAAAGUUUUCAAACUUUGAUACAAAAGUUAACUUCAGCACCUGUUUUAAUCUUGCCAGAACCGCACAAACCGUUCGAAGUGUAUUGUGAUGCUUCCUUGAAGGGUUUGGGUUGCGUGUUGAUGCAAUACCGGAAUGUGGUGGCUUACGCAUCACGUCAGCUGAGACCGCAUGAGGUAAACUACCCAACUCAUGAUUUGGAAUUAGCGGCGAUUGUGUUUGCACUGAAGAUUUGGAGGCACCACUUGUAUGGAGUGAGAUUUAGCGUCUUUUCUGAUCAUAAGAGUCUCAAGUACAUCUUUGAUCAGAAAGAGCUUAAUAUGCAUCAGAGGAGAUGGAUGGAGUUGCUUAAGGACUACGAUUUUGCACUGAGUUAUCACCCCGGAAAGGCAAAUGUGGUAGCAGAUGCUUUGAGUCGGAAAUCUUUAACCAUAGCUUGGAUGAGGAUCAAGGAAGAGGAGUUAGUGGAUAAGUUCAUGGAUCUUAAGAUGGAUAUUGGUGAAGUUGCCAGAAGAACUUGUUUGAAUCAGUUGCAGAUCUCAAGUACUUUUAAAACAGAAAUUCAGAAGGCUCAGCAAGAUGAGCAAAAGCUUCAGCAGUUAUUUCAACCAGUUGGUGAUAAGAGGCGUGGAGAAUUCACAAAGGAUGAUGAAGGAUUAUGGGGGUACAAAGGGAGAAUUUGCAUACCGGAUGUCGGAAGUGAUGUAGCUACAGUGGUAUCUAGGUGUCUGACGUGUCAGAAGGUGAAGAUAGAGUAUCAGAAACCGUUAGAGAUGCUACAGCCACUUGAAAUUCCUCAGUGGAAGUGGGAAGGAAUUGCGAUGGACUUCGUGACCAGUUUACCAAGGACUAGGUCGGGAUUUGAUGCGCUCCGUAAGUAUACAUCGGAUGCGACACAUGUGUUGGAGCCUGAAUCGGUCGAGUUGAGGGAGAACUUGACUUUUCAAGUGACACCAUUGAGAAUCGACGACACUAGUGUGAAGAAACUACGAGGAAAGGAAGUUCAGUUGGUUAAAGUAGCUUGGAAGCGAGCAGGAGUUGAGGAGCAUACUUGGGAAUUGGAGUCCGAGAUGCGAAAGAAUUAUCCCGAGCUAUUCUCAGCUUGGAUAUUGGAGCUUGUUGGUGCUUGUUGGAGAUUCUUGGUGGCUUAG
Molecule: messenger RNA, 2775 nt
Organism: Arachis ipaensis
Lineage: Eukaryota; Viridiplantae; Streptophyta; Magnoliopsida; Fabales; Fabaceae
Source: RefSeq, a predicted model, not a curated record